This is a messenger RNA of Microthlaspi erraticum, 2595 nucleotides long. The record is from the annotation of a GenBank genome assembly. NCBI's taxonomy places the organism in Eukaryota, Viridiplantae, Streptophyta, Magnoliopsida, Brassicales, Brassicaceae.
AUGAAAGUGAUACAUAACAUGACGAUUCAUCUUUUGUUAGCCAUGAUUGGUACCUUUGUCGUUAUUGUUGGAGCGCAAACACAAGAAGGAUUCAUCAGUUUGGAUUGUGGAUUACCUGUGGAGGAAUCUCCUUACGAUGAUUCGUUUAAUGGACUGACGUUCACAUCGGAUUCGGCAUUCAUCCAAACAGGGAAAAGUAGUAGAGUCGAUAGAAGUAUCAUAUUAUCAAAACAAUAUUUGACUCUAAGAUACUUUCCUGAAGGCAAGCGCAACUGUUAUAAUCUAGAUGUCAAGCGUGGCACAAACUAUCUCAUCGCGGUCAGCUCAGUAUAUGGGAAUUAUGAUGGUCUUAAUCUUGAUCCAAGCUUCGAUAUCUAUAUUGGUCCCAAUAAGUGGAUUAGUAUUGAUUUGGCAGGAAGGCAAAAUGGUACACUAGAUGAGAUCAUAUACAAAGCUAGAUCAAACUCUUUGGAUAUUUGUCUUGUUAAGACAGGAGCAACGUUGCCAAUAAUUUCAGCCAUCGAAAUACGGCCACUAAGAAAUAAUACUUAUGUUACCAAAUCUGGUUCACUGAGGCUGUCUUACCGGGUUUAUCUUAACAAUUCCAAUGGGUUUAUAAGGUACCCUGAUGACGUCCGUGAUCGUAUUUGGGAUCCAUUUUUCGGCUCUUCAUAUACGCAGAUAACAACCAAUCUCGAUGUAAACAACUCAAAUGCAUAUGAGAUACCAAAAACUGCUCUCCAAAGUGCUGCCAUACCAAAAAACGCCAGUGGGCCGUUAGUCAUCAUUUGGAAACCCAAACCUUCUAAUGCUCAAGUGUACUUAUACAUGCACUUCGCUGAGAUCCAAACUCUAGGACCCAACGAGAGGAGAGAAUUCGACGUUAUCUUGAAAGGAAACUUUAACCAUUCAGGUUUUAGUCCUACCAAGUUAAAGGUAUUUACAUUGUUCACAGAAGAACCAAUGAAAUGUGAUUCCGAAGGUUGCCGUUUAGAGCUAAUAAAAACUCCAAAAUCAACUCUUCCACCUCUAAUCAAUGCCCUCGAAGCUUACACGGUUAUCGAAUUCCCACAAUUGGAAACAAGCCUAAGUGAUGUUGACGCUAUGAAGAACAUCAAAGUUACUUAUCGAGUGAGUAAAAUAAGUUGGCAAGGAGAUCCAUGUCUCCCUAAAGAUUGGUCGUGGGAAAAUGUUAAUUGCACUUACGUAGAUCUCGCCACACCACCAAGAAUCAAUUCCUUAAACUUGUCCAAAAGUGGAUUAACUGGGAGCAUAUCUCCAGCUUUACAGAAUCUCACACAAUUACAAGAACUGGACUUAUCGAAUAACAAUCUGACUGGACCAGUGCCUAGCUUUCUUGCUAGCAUGAAAACGUUGUCCUUGAUACUUGAAGGAAAUCCAGAUUUGUGCAAAACUAGUUUAUGCAAUCCAACAAAGAAAAAGAAAUUCUUGCUACCGGCUAUUGCAUCCGCUGCUUCCCUGCUUGUUAUAAUAGUGGUGGUCGUGGCACUUAUUUUUAUUUUCCGAAAGAAAAAGGUGCCUUCAGAUCAACAUGCUCCAUCACCACCAAGUGUGCCCGUAACGGAUAUUGGGAACAAUAGUCAGUCAGAAUCAUCAUUCCUAUCAACGAAGAUUAGGUUUACUUAUCUUGAGGUUCAAGAAAUGACAAAUAAAUUUGAAAGAGCUCUCGGUGAAGGAGGGUUUGGAGUCGUUUAUCACGGUUGUGUUAAUGGUACCCAACAAGUAGCUGUUAAAGUUCUCUCUCAGUCAUCAUCUCAAGGCUAUAAGCAUUUUAAAGCAGAAGUGGAGUUGCUUAUGAGAGUUCACCAUAUAAAUUUGGUGAGUCUUGUUGGGUAUUGUGAUGAAGGAGAUCACUUGGCCCUCAUAUACGAAUACAUGCCAAAUGGAGACUUAAAGCAACAUUUGUCAGGGAAGCGUGGUGGAUUUGUUCUGAGCUGGGAAAAUAGACUAAAAAUAGCUGUGGAUUCAGCAUUAGGAUUGGAGUACUUGCACACAGGAUGUAUACCACCCAUUGUUCAUAGAGAUAUCAAAACUACAAACAUACUUUUGGACCAAAAUUUCCAAGGCAAACUAGCCGAUUUUGGGCUUUCAAGAUCUUUUCCCACCGGGAAUGAAACAUAUGUAUCAACAGUUGUUGCUGGCACUCCUGGAUAUCUUGAUCCCGAGUAUUAUCAAACUAAUUGGUUGACAGAAAAGAGUGAUAUAUACAGUUUCGGAAUUGUGUUAUUGGAGAUCAUUACAAACCAACCCAUAAUUCAGAAAUCUCGUGAAAAGCCUGACUUAGUAGAAUGGAUCAGCUCUAUGAUAACAAAAGGAGAUAUUAAAAGUAUUAUGGAUCCAAACCUCCACCAAAAUUAUGACAUUGGUUCUGUCUGGAAAGCCAUUGAAGUAGCAAUGUCAUGUGUGAGCCCUUCUUCAAUACGAAGACCAAACAUGUCUCGAGUUGUUAAUGAUCUAAAAGAGUGUCUGUUAUCAGAAAACUCGAGGACAGGAGAGAGUCGGGACGUGGAAUCAAAAGGUUCUAUGGAAUUCAGCAGAGGCAUUUACACCGAGGUGAUUCCAAAGGCACGCUAA